Molecule: messenger RNA, 957 nt
Organism: Cydia amplana
Lineage: Eukaryota; Metazoa; Arthropoda; Insecta; Lepidoptera; Tortricidae
Gene: Ypel
Product: protein yippee-like
Exons: 6
Coding region: 470-871 (133 amino acids)
Source: RefSeq, a predicted model, not a curated record
UUUACCGACGGAGAGGGCAGACGCACGAAUCGGUUCGUGUCACACGAACGCCUCCGACGGCAAAGUCGCAACGCAAGCAAUUGCGCAGGCAGUGCAACGAUUGUCGCGUUUGCAGGCCACUAAAAAGUGAUGUAAAUAACAUUUUAAACCCAAAACACCGUACACAAAGACUUCAAGUACUUAAAUAACAAAAAAACAAAUCGAUAGACGCGUUGUGAUCGCUCUAAAACGCCGUAGCAACGGGCUGGUGGAAACUACGACACAAUUGACGUUCUUGUUUCUUAUAAUUAUGUCGUGAUUUCUUUAUUAAUUCGUACGUUGAACGUUUAGGCUGACUGUUGUUUACCAGAGUGCAGCGUUCCGUUCCCCCUCGUGUAUUGGAUGAUCAGAAAGAGGCUGGCGGCGUGUGUGGAGCGCGCGGCGCGGGGCACGGGCGCGCGCGGCAGGUGACCGUCGGUGUACGCGGCUGAUGUGGGCGGCGGGCGGCUGCUGCUCGCGGCAAGCAGGCGAGGGCGCGGCCCGGACGCCGGUCAAGACGUUCCAGGCGUACCUCCCGCCGGCGCACAGGACCUACAGCUGCAUACACUGCCGCGCGCACCUGGCGAGCCAUGACGAGCUUAUAUCUAAGUCGUUCCAAGGCAGCCAGGGGCGCGCGUACCUGUUUAAUUCAGUUGUAAACGUGGGCUGCGGGCCGGCGGAGGAGCGCGUCCUGCUCACGGGCCUCCACGCCGUCGCCGACAUCUACUGCGAGUGCUGCAAGACCAUGCUCGGCUGGAAAUACGAGCACGCCUUCGAGUCCAGCCAGAAGUAUAAAGAGGGCAAGUUCAUAAUAGAACUGGCUCACAUGGUGAAAGAGAACGGGUGGGAAUAGGCGCGCGGUCCUCGCACCCCUUGGGCCGCGCGCCGACGUGUCAUAUCGGAGACUGUGCGAAGGACUCAGUGAUGAGACAGUGAGCG